UGUCCCCACAGAUAUAAAUACUCGGGCCACACACACACAGUUGGUAAAAUUCCGACAGUCUUGAACGCAUCAUGAGUGAUGCUCCCGUUCGAUCCGUGUUAGCAUUCCGUUAGCAGAUUGGAAGCUAACGGGAUACAGACGUUAGCUCCACGGGGAUGUUCACGUCUCACUGCCACGCUCAGUAACACAGACUCUGGACGGUUCCGUGGGUUUGUCAUCGUCAAUCAUCGCUUCGAUUCGGACACACGGGAGACUGACUGGGGGUAAAGUGUGUCGAGAUGACGACGCGGUCGGAGAGAGAAAAAGCUCAGAAACAGAACGAGCAGCAUCAGGCCAUUCUGUCCAAAAUGCUGAGGGAAGAAGAUAAUAAAUACUGUGCCGACUGUGAGGCCAAAGGACCGCGGUGGGCGUCCUGGAAUCUUGGGGUCUUCAUCUGUAUCCGCUGUGCAGGCAUUCACCGCAACCUGGGCGUCCACAUCUCCAGGGUCAAAUCUGUCAAUCUGGACCAGUGGACACAUGAGCAGAUCCAGAGUAUGGUGGACAUGGGCAACAGCCGGGCCAGACGGGUGUACGAGGCCCAUCUACCAGAGACCUUCAGGCGGCCGCAGACGGACCAAGCCGUGGAGGUCUUCAUCAGGGACAAGUACGAGAGGAAAAAGUACCUGGACGAGAAGGCUCUGAAUACACCAGCGCAGAAGUCUGAAGCCGCUCCUUCGUCCACUUCACCAUCGUCCCAGGCUGACAAGAACAAAUCAGAGAGGGAGCGUGAGAAGAAAAAAGAGGAGAAGAAGAAGGAAGCUGAUAAAGUGGAGAGAAACAACAACGCAAAGAUGUCAGAACCCAGAGCUAGUCCCAAGAAAAGUGCAGCACCAACCGUCGACCUGCUGGGCCUGGAUGCUCCAGAGGCCGGAGGGAAAAACACAGGAGCAGCUGGACCAAUCAGCAACGAGCUGGACAUUUUUGGACCAAUGGUCUCCAACCCUCUCCCCUCAGCCAACAACACGCAGCAGGCCCAGUCACAGCCACAGACGGUUCCUGCCACCUCCUCCUCCUUCUCCUCCACCUCCUCCUCCUCUACCUCCACCACUGCCACCACAAAGGUGGAGGAGAAGAAGAAGCUUUUAUCCAAGGACUCCAUCCUGUCUCUGUAUGCCAGCAGCUCAGUGGGUUCUCAGCCACAGCAACACCAGCCUGCUGCAGGACCAGCAGGCAUGUACAUGGGCUACGUCCCAGGAGUGGGCGGCGGGGCCAUGAUGACCAGCAUGCCUUUGCCUAAUGGAAGCUACAUGGGAGUUCAGCAGCAGCAGCAGCAGGGCAUGAUGUCAACCAACCAGGGACAGGUCAUGUACGGCGUGCAGCAGCAGCAGCAGCAGCAGCAGCAGUGGAGCAUGAACCAGAUGACCCAGCAGAUGUCUGGCCUGGCGAUGAGCAGCGGAGAGUCGGCGUCAGGGUGGCCCGUGGCCCCGCCCGCAGCCUCAGGCCAGACCCUCAGUACUCAGCUGUGGAAGUGAUGACCUGCGGGUCAGGUCACAUGACGUCACGUGAGAGGCCGAGGCUAUGUUCAGAUUACUAGGACGAGGUGAAGCGUAGCGAACCCUAACGUAGAUUUAGACUUUACUCCGACUUUUUGUGCUGUGUGGACGUGGAACAUUUGGACAUUUACGGUUUAAAGUCAGUGACUCUAAUGCAGGACAUGUGUGCACCGGGCUGUGAUCUGUCAAAAAAAAACUUUUUUUUUCCUCCAGUACUGAUGUUAAACCAGGACUGUGUGGCCCCUGAACCAAAUAUGCUGAGGCUCCAAAGACUGUGCCGUGAUUAGUGAGAGUAAAAUACCAAAUUUAAAGAACCUGGUGGAGUGUCAGCGUCCCACUCUCAUCAAAUCAAAUCAGACGUGGGCUCAUUCAAAAUUCAACAACUUGGUUAGUAAUAUGAACCUAACCGUAAAGUGGCUGUUACAAAAACACACAAUAAGACCGUCGCUCCUGCACCGAUUCUCCUCCCAAAAACCUAAGACGAGGCAACAGAAAAAAAAAAACACCAGAGUUGCAGCUGCCGUCGUGUCCUGUCGUCGAAAUCCAGUUGAAAAAAUUAGAAAAAAAAAACGAGAAAGGGUCUCUUCACACCAGACGCACAGCGAUUUUAUUAGCAUCUGCGUUAUCUGUUAGCCGUUAGCGACUUUGGAGACACCAGUUUGCUG
This is a messenger RNA of Cynoglossus semilaevis (tongue sole), 2197 nucleotides long. RefSeq names its product stromal membrane-associated protein 1. Gene Ontology annotation, molecular function: metal ion binding; GTPase activator activity. Lineage: Eukaryota; Metazoa; Chordata; Actinopteri; Pleuronectiformes; Cynoglossidae. The record is from RefSeq and is a predicted model, not a curated record. Gene Ontology annotation, cellular component: cytoplasm. Gene Ontology annotation, biological process: regulation of clathrin-dependent endocytosis. Bases 279 to 1511 code for a protein of 410 amino acids. The transcript has 11 exons.